Molecule: messenger RNA, 1414 nt
Organism: Salvia splendens (bonfire salvia)
Lineage: Eukaryota; Viridiplantae; Streptophyta; Magnoliopsida; Lamiales; Lamiaceae
Gene: SCAMP3
Product: Secretory carrier membrane protein (SCAMP) family protein
Exons: 11
Coding region: 322-1137 (271 amino acids)
Biological process (GO): protein transport
Cellular component (GO): recycling endosome membrane; trans-Golgi network membrane
Source: RefSeq, a predicted model, not a curated record
UUUGUUUCAAUGUUGUUGAUUUCAUUUUUCAUGCACUGUGUGUUAUUUGCCACAAUUUAUGGAAUUUGAUUUUGAGUGAAAUGAGAUUGGGAUCAUACACAGUAUCGGUGACUGUUUGCCGCUCAUAAUAAGAGAUCUGCUUUUAACAUGCUGUAAUUCCAUCGAUUUUCUAUUGCAUUCUUUUUGGGGAUUUUGACGAGCACGUGAGUCUAAUACAUUGGGGUGAGAAGAAAAGUCAAUCUUCCAAUCACUAAGUUUUCGAGAAACUACUUCAGGAUUCUUUUCUCUCUGUGUGUGUGGAACUCAUCUGCAAACUCAAAGAUGUCUCCUCUUCCUCAUGAACCUGCUGACUACGAUCGUGGGGCUACAGUUAAUAUUCCUCUUGAUGGUUCCAUGGAUUUAAGAAAGAGAGAACAGGAACUUCAAGCCAGAGAGGCUGAACUGAAUAAGAAGGAACAGGAGCUGAAAAGAAGGGAAGAUACCGUUGCCCAAACUGGAAUUGUCGUUGAGGAUAUAAACUGGCCGCCAAUUUUCCCCGUAAUUCACCAUGACAUCAGAAAUGAAAUCCCAGUCCAUCUACAAAAGUUACAAUAUGUUGCAUUCACGACAUUUUUGGGUAUUGCAAUAUGCCUUUUGUGGAAUGUUGUAGCCACCACCUUAGCUUGGGCCAACGGGGAAGGUCCAACCAUUUGGUUUCUUGCUAUCAUAUAUUUCAUAUUCGGUGUCCCAGGCUCCUAUGUGUUAUGGUAUCGUCCUCUUUAUCGUGCAAUGAGGACAGAGAGUGCUCUGAAAUUCGGGUGGUUCUUCUUAACUUAUUCAUUCCAUAUUGGCUUCUGCGCCUUUGCUUGUGUUGCUCCUCCAAUAAUAUUCAGAGGGAAAUCUUUGACUGGAAUCUUGCCUGCAAUUGACCUUUUAACUUGGAAUGCUCUGGUUGGGAUAUUUUACCUCAUUGGAUUUGUAUUCUUCUGCAUCGAGACAUUGAUCAGCGUAUGGGUGAUUCAGGUGAGAAACUUGCUGACACGUUUCGUUUACAAUCUAUCGAUUCUUGGCUGUUUGAAAACUGUGUUUAUCCAUGUCGAAAUCAUGUGCAGCAAGUAUACAUGUACUUCAGAGGAACUGGAAAAGCUGCAGAAAUGAAGAAGGAGGCUAGGAUGAUGGCAUUAUAACACGAAAAGAGUAGACAUUUGAACUCUUUGAUUCAUUGGCUCUUCUGUUCAAAAGUUUACUCGUUCUUCCAUUUGAUUCCAUUAUGUGUUACCAAAUGGCUAUAAUAAACAGAUUUGGUUUUUUUGAUGUGUGGAGAGGAAUGCAUUCCCUUUGCUCUUUUGGCAUCUUCUGUUCUUGUUGCAGUUUCUUGGUCAAUGUUUUUUCACAUUAUAUUGGAGAGGUAGAAUUAGAAAAUCUUCCAAGUGUA